Perkinsus marinus ATCC 50983 is the source of this 151-nucleotide messenger RNA. RefSeq lists its product as hypothetical. Lineage: Eukaryota; Perkinsozoa; Perkinsida; Perkinsidae. Gene Ontology annotation, biological process: regulation of cellular respiration. The annotation marks the transcript as partial. The record is from RefSeq and is a predicted model, not a curated record. The transcript has a single exon.
UCUGACGAACGAUUUGCACGUCAGUAUCGCUACGAGCCUCCACCAGAGUUUCCCCUGGCUUCACCCUGCUCAGGCAUAGUUCACCAUCUUUCGGGUCCUAACGGAUAUGCUCAUACUCAAACCUUUCACCGAAGAUCAAGGUCGGUUGUUG